AUGCAUUUGGUAGCACCACAUGAUUUCCUCCUCUUUUUAAAAAUGAGAGCAUGGGAUAAAAUCAUCAAAACCAAACACACAUCAAAGUUCUUUAAAUCACCAUCGUUUAUAAUGAGUGCUAGUUCCAAAAGAAUCAAGUUUGUUUCCAUUUCCUUGCCUAUUCUAUAUGGCAAUCAUGCAUACAAGCUCACUCCAGAAAUGAGAAAACCCACUACUCCACCUGAUCAUACACAUGAAUGGACAGUAUUCUUCAAGCCAGUUCUAGGCGAUAUAGACUUGACGCCGUUGAUAAAAAAAGUAACCUUCAAACUACAUGAGACGUAUGAGAACCCUAUUCGUACAGUUGAGCACCCACCAUAUCAAGUAACAGAGACUGGAUGGGGUGAAUUCGAAAUCAUCAUAAAACUACAUUUCCACGCUGGGGUGGAUUUGGGUAUCAAUGAGAAAAACUUUCAAAUCUUCCAUGCUUUGAAAUUGCAUCCUUAUAAUCCACAGCAGCCACAACGCGAAAGUGGCGAAGUCCACUCUAUUUUAUACGACGAGUUGGUAUUCAACGAGCCCACAGAAAAAGUGUUUGAAAUUUUGACAAGGAAGCCAAUAAAUCUUAUACCGUAUGAGCUAUCUGAUCCAGACAAGAGAGACCAGGAGUAUAUACGGCCAGAUGAAACUGAUGAGUUGAAUCGCUUGGACGUUUACAUACAAAAGAUCAAGGAGGAGAUAGAGAACCAAGUAGAUCAUUAUAAAGAGAUGGAACAACAGAAACUUGCGUUGACUCAAUAG
Lodderomyces margitis is the source of this 780-nucleotide messenger RNA. RefSeq names its product Yaf9p (gene YAF9). NCBI's taxonomy places the organism in Eukaryota, Fungi, Ascomycota, Pichiomycetes, Serinales, Debaryomycetaceae. Gene Ontology annotation, biological process: regulation of DNA-templated transcription. Bases 1 to 780 code for a protein of 259 amino acids. The transcript has a single exon. The record is from RefSeq and is a predicted model, not a curated record.